Messenger RNA from Rhinichthys klamathensis goyatoka, 5339 nucleotides. It is a transcript of the gene ppp1r10, whose product is annotated as protein phosphatase 1, regulatory subunit 10. Gene Ontology annotation, cellular component: nucleus. NCBI's taxonomy places the organism in Eukaryota, Metazoa, Chordata, Actinopteri, Cypriniformes, Leuciscidae. The record is from RefSeq and is a predicted model, not a curated record. The transcript is spliced from 18 exons. Bases 2040 to 4424 code for a protein of 794 amino acids. Gene Ontology annotation, molecular function: metal ion binding.
UCUUUUUGCGAUUUAAAGACGAUUUUUUUUGUCCCAAAGUCCGGCUACCUCAGUUUUAACAGCAAAACUACUUUUUGACCGUUAUCUGGAUUUCCGCCGCCAAACAUUCGCUUUUCUCUAAUGUCUCUUUGUGCUGUUGUUUCGUUUCAGGUCUGAGUCUGUCUCAGUGAAGAUCUGGCGUCGAGGAUUUUUCAACUGUGUACGAAGAUCAAACCCCAAAAAACUCAAUUUUUCUACUCGAGUAACGGACAUUCGCUUACUGCUUUUUUGAUCCAGAUUGUUCAAGAAGGAAAAGCUCAAUUUCAGCCACCACAAUCCCGCCCAUUAUGCCAUUUUUCAGCCAAUAAUGCUAAAGUCAUGACAGUUUACGUUCUCUUAAACUGUUAAAAAGCUGAAAAUUGUUGCUGUUAAGCACAAUAUAUUAAUAGCAACCCGAGACGCAGAGGAGAGGUAUUAAUAGUAAGUGUUCUUUCAAACCAAUUUGAAUCGAAAUUACGUACGUUAACCAAUUGUCUUUGUUGAAAAUGAUUCCAGAUAUAAAUAGAGAUAAAACUUAUAGAAAGAUCUCGAAUGUGGCGACCUAAAUGCGCCACAGUUUCUAGAGGCAGACAGCAUGCUGAGAUAAAGCGAGACAGCUAGCUAUAGCGUAUGAGCUCACAUUGCAAAGCCAAAGCAGCGGCUUCAACGCCCUGCUUCUCUUUGUGUGUGAGACGGAGAAAUCCUAAUGAUAAUUAAAGUAACGAUAAAUCAUCGAAUAAUAAGCUAGCCAUCGCUGAUCAUAAGCAAUCUGUACAUAAAGAUUGCCAUAGGCAGGAAGUGACUGCAUUCAAUUGGGGCUUUUUUUUUAUAAACUGCAUUCUUUUCAAAGGAGAGCUCACUGGAACAAUCAACGCAAUCUGCACAUAAAGAUUGCCAAGUGGCGCCUGUGGAUUUAGCCGAACGGAAAAAAAACCCCAGACUGAAAUGCAACAUUUUGUUCAUAAUGUCGUUAGGUGUUGUUAGUUGGCGGAGCUGGAUACAGUUUGAUGAAAUAAACCUCCCCAGGCAAUGAUAAAUUUAUAAAAUGCAUAGCAGUCUGACUAUAAAGAUUGCCUUUUUUGUGUUUUACGAGUGCGUAGAUAGGGUAUUAUUUGUCUUGUUGAUUUUGCUUUAAAAUGGCGGACGGGUUGUCCUUUGCUCGGAUCACUCGAGGCAAUGGUGGCUUUGUUUUUCUGACUGGAUCUACGGGAAAUACUGUAGUUCGGAACGGCUGUCUCGCGUUGCCAUCAUCCCCAUAUACAGCUCGAGGUAUCGUCUUAACAUCAGUGAAUCGCUAGCGGGGUAAAUAUAGUAGCACUUUGUAAAUGAGGAAGACAAAUGGCAGGCGUGGGGAAUAUAGCCGUUGUAUUUUUAAAAACUUGUUGGAAUUCAAAUAUGGCGACCGGGCACCCGUUCUAUCUAGCGAACACGAAGAGAAGUGGUUAAAGAUAGUGGGCGUGGCUUAGCUCCUACUCCAUCCAAUCAGAGGAGCCGUUGUCAGCUCAGGGCGAGCUGCUAUAUCAGAGAGGGAGACUUCGACAGAUGGCACAUCAAAUCCCCCUGUGGCCACUAUUGAGUAGAUGCAUAAAUUCAUAUAAAUGGCCUUUAGUCCGACCAACACUGGAUGCUCUGUUUUGACGAGUUAUAACACAAAACCUUUAAGCAAUUUGCUUAAAGAUGUCAGUUUGUUGCACUAGAUUAAAUGUUGAAAGUAGGUAACAUGGGUUGAACUUGUGCUGUAGGAAGGUUAUUAUGCAGGAAGGUGUGGAAUAUAAUCAGUUUCAGUUUUAUUUUCAAAAGUUAGACUAGUUUUUUCACAUCUACAUUUCAUCAAAAAAAAAAAAAAAACUUGACAGAUACAAUGUUAAUAUUUUCUUUACAGUGAAUGUACAAUCUUGUUGACUUUUUCUUGUUUGUUAUGACAACUGACGUUUCCAGGAAUUGUGUGUAUUGUUCCGUGUUUAAGGAGUUCGGUUGUGACUAUAAAAAGUUCUUCAACAACAGUGUUACGGUAAGCAGUUAUGGCCGUGGGCCCGGUGGACCCCAGAGAGGUGCUGAAAGGAGUGGAAGCUCUGCUGGGGAAGGAUGGAGAGCUACGUAGUCUUGAGGGAGUCGCUAAAGUCUUCAGUCUCAUGAAGGCCUCGCACAAAAUGGUCAGCAGGUGCAUGUAUCUGAACAUCUUACUCCAGACAAAAUCACAUGAUGUACUUAAUCGAUUCAUUCGAGUUGGAGGCUACAAGUUGUUGAACUCUUGGCUCACUUACUCAAAGACCACCACCAACACCCCCCUGCUGCAGCUCAUACUGCUCACCUUGCAGAAACUCCCUCUGACCGUGGACCACCUCAAACAGAACAACACAGCCAAGCUGGUGAAACAUCUGAGCAAGAGCGGUGAGACAGAAGAGCUGAGGAAGCUGGCGUCAGUGCUGGUGGAAGGCUGGAUGGCUAUUAUCCGCUCUCAGAGCGUCGCCAGUGGUGUGUCACCCAAUGACAAGAAACGAAAAAAGGAGGAUGGAAAAGUGCGUCCAGAGGUGAAGCCCAGAGAAAAGGUUGCAGAAGAGGAGAAGAAGAAAGACAAACCAAAAGCUUAUGCUCCAAGUCACGCAAAGAUCCGCUCUACAGGUUUGGAGGUUGAGAGCCUAGCUCCAGUUCCUGUAAAGAAGACCCCGACUGCACCACAACUUGGAGACAAAUACAACAUCAAGCCAGCUAUGCUUAAAAGACCAAGCACAUCGCCGAAUGACGCACCACCAGUGGAGAAGAAGUACAAGCCGCUUAACACCACCCCCAACUCUACCAAAGAGAUCAAAGUCAAACUUAUACCCGCACAGCCGAUGGAGGCCACUGGAUUUUUGGACGCCCUCAACUCCGCUCCAGUCCCUGGCAUCAAGAUCAAGAAAAAGAAACCAAAAGCCGUUUCCCCUACCACUAAUAAGCCCUGUCCAUUUGACGGCAGGCCACAGCCAUACUCUGGCUCACAGGCCAAACCGUCUUCCCCUGAGACUCCUUCAUCUCAGACCCCUCCUCAUGAAACCCAAGACCUGGAGCAGCCCGGCACACCUGUGCCCACCGAGGACCCUGAAGCCAUGGACACUGGUGAUAAACCCAAUGCUCUGUCUGAACCUCGCGGCGAGGAGGAGACUCUGACUAAGAAAGGAAAGAAAAAGAAAAGCGUUCGGUGGGCGGAAGAGGAUCAUCUCAAAGAGUACUUCUACUUUGACCUGGAUGAGACUGAGAGAGUGAACGUCAAUAAAAUUAAGGACUUCGGUGAGGCUGCUAAACGGGAGCUGAUGAUGGACAGGCAUACGUUUGAAAUGGCUCGUCGUAUUUCUCACGACACCAUGGAGGAGAGGGUGCCCUGGACUCCACCGCGACCCUUGACCCUUAUAGGCUGCCUGGUCAUUGCAGGUGCCAGCAGCAAAGAGAAGAUGAUUCAGAGAGACCGAGAGAUGGGCAUUCUGCAGGAGAUCUUCCUCAGCAAGGAGAGUGUUCCAGACAGUCCUCAUGAACCAGACCCUGAGCCGUAUGAGCCCAUGCCGCCUCGUCUCAUCCCAUUGGAUGAGGACAGCAGUAUGACGGAGGAAAAUUACAUGGAGCCCGUUGACACUGCUCUCUCUGGUGGCUCUUCUGGCCCUAAUGAAGGCUCCAAGCUUCCUCCUGUUCUAGCCAACCUCAUGGGCAGCCUGGGCAACAGCGGCCGCAGCCCUCAGGCGCAAGGCAGCGCCCCACCAGCCAACAAUAACCCCGCUGUUAAUGUCCAGGAACUGCUCUCAUCUAUUAUGGGUGCUCAGGGAUCUAACCAAUCUCCAGAGGACCUGAUCAAACAGCCUGAUUUCUCUGACAAGAUCAAGCAGCUUUUGGGCUCUCUGCAACAGAACCAGAAUCAGAACCCGCCUCCAAAUGCUCCACCAAUGAACACCGGUCUGCUUGGUCAUGGCCCCGGCAUGAACAUGAACAACAUGAACAACAUGCAGAUGCCCAUGAAUGGUGGUUUCCCUCCCAACAAGCCUCCUGGACCACAUUUCAACCAUCCUCCACCUCCUCCUCCACACGGCCAUGGCCCACCACCCUUCAACCCUGGCGGCCCGCGCAUGAUGGGUCCCCCACCCGGUCCACAGGGCCGUGGGGCAGACAACGGCAAUUACUGGGGCGAUGACUCCAUGAGAGGAGGCCCACACCGAGGAGGUCACUUUCACCGGGGACGAGGGAGAGGAGGAGAUCCGGGAUUCAGAGGACGAGGGGGACGCGGAGGACCACGUGGAGGACAUAACAGCAUGGGCGACAUGUCAAAGAGGCCAGUUUGUCGCCAUUUCAUGAUGAAAGGAAACUGUCGGUAUGAAAAUAAUUGUGCGUUUUACCACCCCGGUGUGAAUGGACCACCUCUUCCUCCCCAGCACGGACACUAACACACUGAAAAGCUGCAACUCCUUGAACUUGCCACUAGUGGGCAGCAGGACUCAUAAUGAGCCUCGUGUACAGGGACUGAACCUGACUCGCAGAAACAGUAUGAUGUGGAGGGGGAUGUUUGCGUCUGUGACAGCACAAUCCCAUCUGCUUCCUCCGCCUGUACAGUUGCUUCAUCGGGAUCUGAACACAAACAGUUUCUUCUUGAUUCUACACCACUUUCCCUGAUCUGGAAAGCUGGGAGAAGAUCUGAGAUCCUCUAUGAAGAGUCAGACAGUGACUAAACCCAUUACUUGACUUUGGGGCCUACAUGUAAAUACUCAUUCCUGGAGAUGGUGAUUCAUAUGUAUAUUUUUUAUUGUGAUUUUGUGUAUCACUGACCUGACUGCUAAAGAUUGUACUACAUUGCUCUGUAACCACUAGGAAUCGUCUUCACCCAGUGGUUACUUCAGCUUCUUCUGGUGCCCAAAACCCCAAGAUACUGAAAGUGCAAUUUUCCAAACUAUAAUUUGCACAUCAGAUAUUAGUGCAACUAGGAUUUGCGUAAUGAAAUUGACACUUUCAGAAGUUAUAAGAGCACAGAAAUUUUAUUUUAAGAUUCUUCUGGUUGAAUUCAGACCGUCGGAAGCUGCCAGAAGACGGCGUCUUGUUUGAUGUUUUAUUUUCAGGUUUCUAUAGAAGACGGAGAAACUAUCCUUCUAUGAAAUGUGCACAUGCUUUAAAAUGGGCUGAUUUUCAGUCAGCUGGCAUGGAAAGAGCCUCAAGUCAUUUUCACACCUGGUCCUUCUUUUUUCAAUGCUUUUCAGUUCCAAAAAAACACCCGACCGAUAUUCGUCUAUAUAUUGUAGCACUGAAUUGUAUUUAUGAAUUGGCAUUAUGUUCACUGUAUGCCCGAAUUGGAAAUAUCGAGGGGUUAA